This is a messenger RNA of Mya arenaria, 1127 nucleotides long. RefSeq names its product protein draper-like. The transcript is spliced from 4 exons. Bases 108 to 1127 code for a protein of 339 amino acids. The record is from RefSeq and is a predicted model, not a curated record. NCBI's taxonomy places the organism in Eukaryota, Metazoa, Mollusca, Bivalvia, Myida, Myidae.
UUUUCUUCCUGUUUGAGAAAUAUAAAUAUGACAGUCGUGACUGUGGAUUGCCAUGCUUAAUACUAAUGUGAGUGCACCCCCCUUUGGACGUGUGUUAUUUCCGCGUAAUGCAAUAUAAGACAGAACAAAGCCGAGACAGGAUGAUAAUUCGGAUAAUUGCUCUACUGUUCGUCGCACGAACAUGUAUGGCAGUGACGGUGAAUAUACAUGGGGUGGUGACAAACUGUAGCCUGAACUGUGUGUGCUGUAAAGGAGGAAGGAACAAGUGUUAUUCUGAUUACCGUUGUUCGGAAGGGUGUGUUGAUACCAUAUAUGGUCACAGAUGCCACAACGCUUGUAAGGGAAACUGUUAUACAUGCGAACAAAAUCACGGAACACAAUGUUACACCUGCAAGGCUGAAUUUUAUGAUAUAGCCAAUUUGUGUAACGAGAGAUGCUCAGUUGGGUGUGAUGAUGGAACAUGUGAUGAUAACGGAAAUUGUAGUCCAUGUACAGCAACUUUUGCUGGAAAUAAAUGUGACACUUGCAAGCGGGGGUUUACUGGAUCCUCUUGUACCGAAUGCACUACUGGUUAUUAUGGAAUCGACUGUAAACAAUGUCCUAGCGGAUGUAGAAAUGAAAAUUGUAUGACUGAUGGAACAUGCUACCAAUGCAUUGAUAAACUUUAUGGGACUAACUGUAACAAGACUUGUUCUGAGGGUUGCAGAGGUGGGGCUUGCAAUCAAGAUGGUUCGUGUAUCUGCAAAGAACAUUUUACUGGUACAAAAUGUGAAACUUGUAAAGAAGGGAAAUACGGAAACGAUUGUCAGCAUACAUGUAGUGUUGGUUGUGUAACAUCGACAUGUGACCGUAACACCGGGUCCUGUGCUUGUCGACCUAAUUUUACCGGCGCUACAUGCGAGCAAUGCAAUGAAGACACUUACGGACAAUCAUGUGAUUUACAUUGCUCGGAUAAAUGCAGAUAUCGGAAAUGCGAGAAAGGUGAUGGAGCAUGCACAUUUGGUUGCGUGGCUGGUUAUUCGGCCUAUUUUCUGCAUGUUGUGAGUGUCCUGCAAAUUGUAAAGGUGGUUCUUGCACGACAGGACCCCAAUGUACAGAUGGAUGUAAAGAUGGGUUUUAUGGCAUGA